AUGUCUCGUCAUCAGAAGAUUCCACAUUGGAAACAGGAACAACACUGUGCCCACAGUGAGACUCAGGGCCUGGAGGCUGCACAGGUCUCCCAGGCUCUGGAGGAGAUCUCUCUCUCCUCCCAUCGUCCAGUGCCUGGCAACCUGGAGGCUCUGGCUACUGGGACCCCCUGUAGCCCCCAGAGUCCUCAGAAAGCCAUCUCAUCAUGCAAAUUAGAUAAGAGCAAUGACAGUCAAGAAAGGGAGGCUAGUUCAGCUUCUUCAAAGUACCGACCAGACACUGAAAACUUGCCUCUAGGCACUUUAGAUGAGAAGGUUACUUUGUUGGUGCAGUUCCUGCUGCACAAGUAUCAAAUGAAUGAGCCCAUCACAAAAGCAGACAUGAUUGAUGUUGUUAUUAAAGAGUAUAGGAGUGACUUCCCUGAGAUCUUCAAGAGAGCCUCUGAGCACAUGGAGCUGGUCUUUGGCAUUGAUGUGGAGGAGGUGGACACCAGUAGCCAUAGCUAUGUCCUUGUUAACAAACUAGGCCUCACCUAUGAUCCGAGGCUGAGUGGCGAUGGGACCAUGCCAAAGACCAGCCUCCUGAUAAUUGUCCUAGGUGUAAUCUUUAUGAAGGGCAAUUGUGCAACUGAGGAGGAGAUCUGGGAAGUGCUGAAUAUGAUGGGCUUAUAUUCUGGGAGAAAUCACUUCAUUUUUGGGGAGCCCAGGAAGUUCAUCACCAAAGAUUUGGUGCAGGAAAAAUACCUGGAGUACCAGCAAGUGCCUAACAGUCAUCCACCACGUUAUGAAUUCCUGUGGGGGCCAAGAGCCCAUGCUGAAACCAGCAAGAUGAAAUUGCUAGAGUUUUUGACCAAGAUCCAUCAGUCUGACCCCAAGUGGUUCUCAUCCCAGUAUCAGGAGGCUUUGAGAGAUGAAGCAGAGAGAGCCCAGGCUAGAACUACAGCCAGGGCUAGCACCACUGCCAAGGCUAGGGCAAGUUCCAGUGCCAAAUCCGGUAGCUACCCCCACCCCUAA
Molecule: messenger RNA, 1011 nt
Organism: Pteropus alecto (black flying fox)
Lineage: Eukaryota; Metazoa; Chordata; Mammalia; Chiroptera; Pteropodidae
Product: melanoma-associated antigen B16
Exons: 1
Coding region: 1-1011 (336 amino acids)
Biological process (GO): negative regulation of transcription by RNA polymerase II
Cellular component (GO): nucleus
Source: RefSeq, a predicted model, not a curated record